Messenger RNA from Arachis stenosperma, 2536 nucleotides. RefSeq names its product protein tesmin/TSO1-like CXC 2. NCBI's taxonomy places the organism in Eukaryota, Viridiplantae, Streptophyta, Magnoliopsida, Fabales, Fabaceae. The coding region runs from base 111 to 2360 and encodes 749 amino acids. Gene Ontology annotation, molecular function: DNA-binding transcription factor activity. The record is from RefSeq and is a predicted model, not a curated record. The transcript has 10 exons.
CUCUUCACUUGAAUUCUCAUUCAUCUUCUUCUUCUUCUUCUUCUCUCCGAAAAUGGAGUGACCGAGUGAGAGCAUUGUUGUAAUGCUCUUUCCUCUAUCACUCUCUGCAAAUGGACACUCCCGACAGGGCCACCACCACCAACAACCUCAAUCCCCCCAAAUUUGAGGAUUCACCAGUAUUUAACUUUCUCAAUAGUCUAUCUCCUAUAAAGCCAGUUAAAUCUGUUCACAUUACCCAGACCUUCAGUUCAAUUAGCUUUUCAUCCCCUCCAUCGGUUUUCACAUCACCCCAUGUCAACUCUAACAAGGAAUCCAGAUUCCUGAGGAGGCAUAGCCUUUUAGACACAUCAAAGCCAAAGGUUACAUCUGAGGAUGAAAAUCAAACUGGUUCAGGUGAACAGGCUCUUACAGAUUCAACUCAUGCACGCAAUAACUCAAGGGAGUUAGAGAAAAAUGCUGAUAAAGGAACUUCCAUAGGGGAUGCCUCAAUUGAGCCAGCCAGUGAACAAGCAAAGUUCUCAAUCGAGCUGCCACAGACCUUAAAAUACGAGUCUGGUAGCCCUGGAUAUGAUCCUAUACUUUGUGGUGAUGAGGCUAAUACACUUCUGUCAUUGCCUUCUUCUGAGGCAGCACCAGAUGUUGCCUGCAGUCAUGAAUCCUCUAAAAAGAAUUUGGUGGAGGGUGAACUGCAUCUCCAUGGAAUAUGUCAGACUGAGCCGAAAAUUGAUGGCACCGAGUGUGAUUGGGAUAAUUUAAUUAAUAAUGCAUCUGAUAUGUUAAUUUUUAGUUCGCCAAAUGUCUCAGAAGCUUUUAAGGAUCUAAUGAAUAAACAAUUGGACCCUUCCGGACGUAUAAUGCAAAUUGUCAAUCAAGUUGCUUCUGGAUCAGGACAUGAAAAUGAAGAUCAUCCUCCCAAACCAGGACUAGCUUCAGACACACAAUACACACAGGAAAAUAUUGCUAAUGUUGCUUUGGUGGCUAGCAAUCCAUGUGAGAAAAUGGAUGAUGAGCAUGUUUAUGUUAUACACCGUGGUAUACGGAGGCGCUGUCUAGACUUUGAGAUGGCCAGCGUUCGCAGAAAUAACUCAAACUCAGACGGCAAUUCAAAUGCAAGUUCCAAUGCAACAAAGUCUAAUGAGAGGAAUACUGGUGGUGAUUCAAGGAGGUGCUUUUUGCCGGGAAUUGGUUUACACUUGAAUGCGCUUGCAACUUUGAAGGAGCACCGUGGCAUGAAAAAUGAAAAGUCUUCUUCUGGAAGACAACUUAACAUUCCCAGCUCCACUUCUUCCUUGUUACCGCAAGAACAUCAUCUGUUAUUGCUACCUGCAUCCUCUGAAAGAGAUAUGGAGCUGCCAGAGAAUGAGGUUCAGCCUGUCGAAGAUUGUAGUCAGUCAUUAUCUCUCAUGGCCGGUGAAGAAUUCAAUCAGAAUAGCCCCAAAAAGAAAAGGCGGAAGGUGGAAACAGCUGGAGAAAGUGAGUCUUGCAAACGGUGUAAUUGUAAGAAAUCAAAAUGUUUGAAGCUUUAUUGCGAGUGCUUUGCUGCUGGAGUCUACUGUAUAGAACCUUGCUCUUGUCAAGACUGCUUCAAUAAACCUAUUCAUGAAGAUACUGUUCUUCAAACUCGCAAGCAGAUUGAGUCGCGUAACCCGCUUGCAUUUGCUCCCAAAGUCAUCAGGAGUGCUGAUUCUGUUUCUGAAAUUGCGGAUGAUCCAAACAAAACUCCAGCUUCGGCACGACACAAAAGAGGAUGUAAUUGCAAGAAAUCAAGCUGCCUAAAGAAAUAUUGUGAAUGUUAUCAGGGUGGUGUUGGUUGCUCCAUUAGCUGUAGAUGUGAAGGCUGCAAGAACGCAUUCGGUAGAAAGGAUGGUUCUGCAGGAAUAGAUGCUGAGGCAGAAGAAGAGACAGAAGCAUCGGAAAAGGGCGAGGUGGAAAAGGCUUUGCAGAAAACUGAAAUUCAGAAUAUUGAAGAAAAUCAGAAUUCUGCUCUUCAAGCAACACCAUUACGGCUUUCCAGACCAUUGCUUCCAUUGCCCUUUUCAUCGAAGGGAAAGCCGCCUAGAUCUUUUAUUGCUACGAUCUCUGGUUCUGCAUUGAUUGCCAGCCAAAAACUUGGUAAACCAAAUAUUCUUCGGCCUCAAGUUAAGUUAGAAAAGCCUCAUCAAACUGUAGCAGAUGAUGAAAUGAUGGACAUUAUCCAAGGUGAUAGCUCUCCUAUCGCUUGCAUAAAAACCUCUUCUCCCAAUGGCAAAAGGAUUUCCUCUCCUAAUUGUGAACUUGGAUCAUCUCCAACACGCAGAGGUGGCAGGAAGUUGAUAUUACACUCCAUCCCUUCGUUUCCUUCCCUCACCCAUCACCAUUAGAAUGUGAAUCUUGUCUCUUGCUGUGUUAGAAUCUUGUCUCUUGCGGUUGAAGCUACGCUUAGGCCUAUGUACAUUGUUGAGCUUCCUUUUACUCGUAAUAAUAUGUACCGUCGAGUCCAUAAUGUACAACUAAGUUCAUUUGUAUUAGAUUUAAUUUUAAUUAAUGUUAGAGCUUG